Messenger RNA from Juglans microcarpa x Juglans regia, 330 nucleotides. Its product is annotated as auxin-induced protein 15A-like. NCBI's taxonomy places the organism in Eukaryota, Viridiplantae, Streptophyta, Magnoliopsida, Fagales, Juglandaceae. The record is from RefSeq and is a predicted model, not a curated record. Gene Ontology annotation, biological process: response to auxin. The coding region runs from base 1 to 330 and encodes 109 amino acids. The transcript has a single exon.
AUGGGUAUUCGCGUGCCGGAGGUGAUUCUUCGUGCUAAGCAAAUGAUUCAAUUGCGGUCUCCGUCUAAGCAGCGUCAAUUUUCAUCGAACAAUUAUAUAGUUGAUGUUCCAAAAGGCCACUUUGCAAUUUAUGUUGGAGAGGAAGAUCAGGAGAAGAAGAAGCGCUUCGUGGUUCCAAUACACUACUUGAAGCAUCCUCUAUUCCAAGACCUGCUUAGUAAAGCUGCGGAAGAGUUUGGGUUUGAUCAUCAAAUGGGAGGCAUCACGAUUCCAUGUGCUGAGGAGGACUUCAUCAAUCUCAUUUCUAGUUUAAAUAACUCGAGGAUCUAA